GCCUGAAAUUGCCGAACUUUUGCGAACAUCAUACUAAACUUUUCGUCUUCCACCUCAGCGCAGCAGCAGCAGCAGCAUUCACAACAAACACAAACACGACCUGCUCCCUUCUCCUUGCGUGUUUGUUCGACCAGACUGCUCACUGAGACGACAACGACAGCACACAGGCAGAGAGCCUUGAAAGACUGGUGUCUUUGAUUGUCACACUCUUCAACCAACAAAGGCUAAGAUGGCGAAGCGCACGCGCAGUGACGGAUUCCGUCGCACAGACAUCGACAAAUUCGAUGAGGACAAGUACCACGACGAGGUUGAGGCGAGCCAGGUUGACAGCGCGCUGGCAUCGCAGAUGCAGAAGGAGGCAAUUGGCCUGCUCAACGGCGGAAAGAAGGCAGAGGCCCUCAAGGCAGCGCUCAAGUCUCCUCCCCUUUCUUAUCGCACAGCUCAACCCGACCCCGUCAAGGUGGAGUACCUCAAGGUUGUGCUUGACAUUCUCGGAGCAUUUAAGUCCACGGAGGUGGCAGCCGCCGUCAAGGAGUUGUCACAGGACGAGUGCGAUCUUCUGAUGAAGUUUGUGUACCGCGGCAUGGAGUACCUUGCGCGCCCCAACACGGCGGCGGCCAAGGCCAUGGAGGAGGACGAGGCCCGCAGGGCUUACUCCAACAUCCUCCUCACCUGGCACAAGCAGGCAACAGAGCACGGAGGCCUUGGCUGCGUUGUUCGCGCCAUGGCGGACCGCAAAACCGUCUAACAAACCAACCAACCAACCCCCCUUCUCUCCCUCGCCGAUCCCCUUUCCCUCCGUGCGUCGUUGCUCCCUGGCUUUCUUUCGCUUCUUCUCGUGCGUGCAAGUUGAUGUGAUACGUGCAUGUGCCUGUAUCUGUGUCUUGUAUCGGUGUUGACGUGCAUGCAUGACCGCCAGAGCCAUGCUGUGAGCGCUGCUUGUCUUCGAUGUGUGUGCUUGUAUGUGCAUGAGUGAGUGUGUGUGUGUCUGUCUGUGUGUGUGUGUGUUCUUUUUGUGUACUUUUGUGUGCUGGUCUCUGUCGCUCCCCUUCUGUUUUGCUCCUCCACGCCUUGUUUUGUCACUGGCUGGGGCUGC
This is a messenger RNA of Salpingoeca rosetta, 1096 nucleotides long. RefSeq lists its product as uncharacterized. The coding region runs from base 230 to 748 and encodes 172 amino acids. The transcript is spliced from 4 exons. Gene Ontology annotation, cellular component: actin cytoskeleton; Arp2/3 protein complex; cytoplasm. Gene Ontology annotation, molecular function: actin filament binding. Gene Ontology annotation, biological process: Arp2/3 complex-mediated actin nucleation; regulation of actin filament polymerization. The record is from RefSeq and is a predicted model, not a curated record. Lineage: Eukaryota; Choanoflagellata; Craspedida; Salpingoecidae.